This is a messenger RNA of Stomoxys calcitrans (stable fly), 737 nucleotides long. RefSeq names its product mitochondrial import receptor subunit TOM20 homolog (gene Tom20). Gene Ontology annotation, cellular component: mitochondrial outer membrane; mitochondrial outer membrane translocase complex. Gene Ontology annotation, molecular function: transmembrane protein transporter activity. Lineage: Eukaryota; Metazoa; Arthropoda; Insecta; Diptera; Muscidae. The record is from RefSeq and is a predicted model, not a curated record. Gene Ontology annotation, biological process: tRNA import into mitochondrion; protein targeting; protein import into mitochondrial matrix. The transcript is spliced from 3 exons. The coding region runs from base 120 to 638 and encodes 172 amino acids.
GUACACGCAUAUAACUAAGUGAGGGCUUACACAUUGCAUGUCUAAAAUGUCGCAUGGUCGGUGAAAGGGUGGUGGAUCGGAUUUUCUAAUUAUUUGCUCCUAAAAUUAUUGUCUCGGAAAUGUUGGAAAUAAACAAGACAGCUAUUGGAAUAGCUGCUGGAGUGGCUGGGACAUUGUUUAUUGGAUACUGCAUUUACUUUGACAAUAAGCGACGCAGUGAUCCUGACUAUAAAAAAAAAGUGCGAGAACGCAGAUGUAAAAAUCGCAAGAAUGGUACCAAUGCUCGAAAUGGAUUGCCGAAUCUUAAUGACCACGAAGCUAUUGAAAGAUAUUUCCUUCAAGAAAUUCAGCUGGGAGAAACUCUUAUAGCACGUGGAGAUUUUGAAAGUGGGGUUGAACAUUUGGCCAACGCACUUGUAGUGUGUGGGCAGCCCGCUCGUCUUCUACAAGUUCUGCAAACAACAUUGCCAGCGCAAGUUUUUGCCAUGCUUAUACUGAAAAUGCAAGAAUUUGGCAAUAGAUCAAGUGGAGACUUAAACGAAACUCCGAAGAUAGUAACAUCUAACCAGAUGGGAGUCGAUAUGCCGUCAGUUGGAGCGGGUGGCCCACAAGGCAUAAUUAUUGAUGAUUUGGAAUGAUUGUGAAGUUCCCUUGUAUUUGGCAUUGGUUGAUUUACUAAAAUUGUUUAGUAGAAUGUUUUAUUAUUUGUUGAAUUCCAAAUAAAUACAUGAGAAAUA